This is a messenger RNA of Eruca vesicaria subsp. sativa (arugula), 2385 nucleotides long. The record is from the annotation of a GenBank genome assembly. NCBI's taxonomy places the organism in Eukaryota, Viridiplantae, Streptophyta, Magnoliopsida, Brassicales, Brassicaceae.
AUGGAUCCAAAUCUGUUGCUCUGUUUGCCACAAGGAGAUGCAUUGUUUAACCCUCUUAAUACUAUGUUUAUCCAAAUGGCUUGCAUUCUUGUCUUCUCUCAGCUCUUCUUUCUCCUUCUCAAACCAUGUGGUCAAGCUGGUCCCGUUGCUCAGAUUCUUGCUGGUAUUGUGUUGAGCCCUGCUCUGCUCUCAAGAAUCGACCAAGUUAAAAACUUCUUCCUCCAGAACGAUGCAGCAGAUUACUAUUCUUUCUUCUCAUUCGCUUUACGAACAUCUUUCAUGUUCUUGAUCGGUCUUGAAUUCGAUCUACAAUUCAUGAGAAGAAACCUCAAGAAAGUCACCGUGAUUACCAUCAGCUCCUUUGUGUCUUGCGCUCUCCUCAGCCUCGCUUUCUUCUAUCUCCUCACCCCUUUAUUACGCAUCAAAGAGGACUUGUUCACGUUUUACUUGGUUCUGUUCAUUACCUUGUCCAACACGGCAUCUCCUGUUGUCCUCCGUUCAAUAUCUGAUUGGAAGCUCAGCACAUCUGAGAUUGGACGGUUGACCAUCUCCUGUGCAUUGCUCAAUGAAUUAACAAACGUGGUGGUCUACACUAUAAUCAUAGCAGUCAUAUCAUCUUCUGCUUCAUCUUCUGCUUCAUCUUCUGAUUCAUCUUCUCGUUCAUUGAUAGGUGAUCUCUUCCUAUUCAUUUUCAUGACAGGAGCCCUAAUCUUGCUCAAUAGGUUUCUAGCUCCAUGGCUCCCAAAGAGAAACCCUAAAGAGAAGUACCUAUCAAAAGCUGAGACAUUAGUCUUCUUCGUCUUCCUUCUCAUCAUUGCCAUAACAAUCGAAUCCUAUGAUGUUAACUCCUCGGUUUCGGUUUUCAUCAUCGGCAUAAUGUUUCCAAGACAAGGAAAAACUCAUAGAACGUUGAUUAACCGGCUUAGUUACCCGAUCCAUGAGUUUGUUCUUCCGGUUUACUUUGGUUACAUUGGGUUCAGAUUCAGCAUCAUUGCGUUGACCAAACGUUAUUACAUUGGUCUUGUUAUUAUAGUCAUUCUAACCUUGGUUGGGAAGUUUAUUGGUGUGAUUAGCGCUUGUAUGUACCUGAAGAUCCCCAAGAAAUAUUGGCUUUUCUUACCAACCAUACUCUCUGUUAAAGGCCAUGUGGGUCUCCUUCUUCUUGAUGCAAACUACGCCGAAAAGAAAUGGUGGACCACAACGAUACAUGAUAUGAUGAUAGCAUCUUUGGUGAUCACGACACUACUAAGCGGUGUCCUCGCAUCUUUCUUGCUUAAAGCAAGAGAGAAAGACUUUGCUCACCAGAAAACUUCCCUUGAAUCUCACGACACGAGCGAGGAGCUACGCACCUUAUCUUGCGUCUACGGAGCCCGCUGCACUCGUGGCGAAAUCGCUAUUAUCUCGUCCUUGAGCGGCUCUCAUGGAGCCUCUAAGCCAUUCACGCCUCUUCUCAUGCACCUCGUACCACUCCCCAAGAAACGAAAGUCAGAGCUGUUGUAUCACGAGCACGAUGAAGACGUCCAUGUAGAUGAUGACUUUGGGACCAACGAAAGUUUAAUGGUCAACGAUUCUAUCGACUCGUUUGCUAAAGACAGUAAGAUCUUGAUCCAACAGGUGAAACUCGUGACGCAGAUGGUUAACAUGCAUGAAGAGAUAUGUAACGCAACGGAAGAUCUUCGCGUUAAUAUUGUGUUUCUUCCGUUUCAUAAACAUCAGAGGAUCGAUGGGAAGACUACAAACGAUGGUGAACAUUUCAGGCAGUUGAACCGUAAAGUUCUAAGACAUGCUCCAUGUUCGGUUGGUAUAUAUGUGGACCGGAACAUAACCGGGUUUCAACAACCGCAUGGGUUUGGUUCGGUGCAAAACGUUGCUGUAUUGUUCUUUGGUGGUCCUGAUGAUCGUGAGGCGUUAGCUCUGUGUAAAUGGUUUGCGAGCAAUACGUUGAUACAUCUUACAAUCAUACAGUUCGUUCUCGAGGAUUCACAUCCAGAGUCUCCAGUUAGAAAUGCGACAACACCUGAUAGUAGUGAAAUUCUUAUCGAGGUUCAAGGAAGAAAUCAAACUGAACAUGAAGCAGACCGAAGUUUAUUAGAAGAGUUCCACAACAGGUUUGUGUCAACGGGACAAGUAGGGUUCAUUGAGAAGCGUGUGAGCAACGGAACACAUACAUUGACAAUUCUAAGAGAGAUUGAAGAGAUGUAUUCACUGUUUGUUGUCGGGAAGAGCAGAGGAGACUGUCCUAUGACGGUGAGAAUGAAAGAUUGGGAAGAGUGUCCGGAGCUUGGUACUGUCGGAGAUUUCUUGGCUUCAUCUUUAGAUGUAAAUGCUUCUGUAUUAGUUGUUCAAAGACAAAGAAAUUCACAUGAUGACUUUAUAGAUGAUUAG